This is a messenger RNA of Marmota flaviventris (yellow-bellied marmot), 5783 nucleotides long. It is a transcript of the gene Ankrd50, whose product is annotated as ankyrin repeat domain containing 50. The record is from RefSeq and is a predicted model, not a curated record. Gene Ontology annotation, molecular function: protein binding. NCBI's taxonomy places the organism in Eukaryota, Metazoa, Chordata, Mammalia, Rodentia, Sciuridae.
CAGCUGGAGCUGGCCGUCGCCGGGAGCCAAGAGGCGGAUCUGCAGCUGGGAGCGCACCCCAGGCCGGCAGAGGAGGCGGCUGCAGCCGGAUCCGGGAGCGCUGCUGGUGGCGGCGUUUCGCGCAGCCAGUGCCUGAGGCGGCGGUGGGGCCCGAGGGUGAAAAGGUUUCAAAAAUCGAUAUUAAAUUAUUAAAAUCGGCUGCUUGGGAAUUACAACCAUAGAAGAAAAUAAUGCAAAAGGAAAAUGGAACGAGUAUCUUUGAGGGUUACUUAUGGAAAUUGUGGAUUACCUGGACAUCUUAAGACCCAGGGACCCGUUUAUUAAGAAUCUGCUGUCUUGAAAAAUGCCUUUUAUGAAUGCUUUGGAUUAAGAAAGUGUAAACAGUGGUUUGUCAUUUCUGCUACAUAAGAGAUAAUCUGAAUCAGUUCCCUCGCAGUUGCCCAGAUGCCUAAAACUGGCAAGAACUAGUCCUUGGAGUGAUCAUCCUUCAACAAGAAAUACAGAGCUACCUAUGUACUAUAUAAAUAUUGUCUCUUUGAUGACAUUUAAGAUAAUGGACAGCUUUUCUACAUCUAAUUUUCAUACACACAGUUAACACUUGGAGUCUGGAGAAGCAUUUGUUAUAUAUUGGAAGACUGAGUUUUCUCUUUUUGAGUUUUCCAGAUUUAUUAUUUCAUCUGUAUGCUUGAAAUCUCCACAGUCACAUAAACUCCAGACAUAACGAUGGAGCUAUAUGACCCAUCAAAAUAUACAAAAACUAUUGGCAAGCUUUGGAACCAGUUGUUUUUACAUCUGUUCAACAAUUAAUAUAUUCUCUGCUAAUCAAGAAUAUAGAAGCAAAUACAGUCAUGCACAUUGUAUUGAUAAAUUCUGACUGUUGAAUUUUUCUGUAACUGGUUACUUUUAUCAUUCAAAUGCAAGUUAUGUCCAAAUGGAUAUAAAGACUAUAUUGGUGUACCUAGCUCCUAGCCAGUGUUGAAGAUAGAAAACCUAUUAUGACUAAUCCUUGGGAAGAAAAAGUCUGCAAAAUGGCCCAAACGAGUUUACUGCAAGGGAAGCAGUUUUACUGUAGGGAGUGGGUUUUCCACAAGCUUCAGCAUUGCCUCCAGGAGAAAACCAGCUGCUGCAGUAGUGCUGUCAACACACCAUCCCUUGUGAUGAAUUCUGGGAAUAAUGCUGGUGCUGUCUCAGGAAAGGCAGCUGCCUGGGGUGUGUUGUUGGUAGGAGGGCCUGGUAGUGGCAAGACAGCCCUGUGUACUGAACUCUUAUGGCCAAGUUCACCUACAAGCUUGCAGAGAGGUUUGCAUCGCCAGGCUUUGGCUUUUCAUUUCUGCAAAGCCCAGGACUCUGAUACUUUGUGUGUUGGAGGGUUCGUUAGAGGUCUGGUUGCCCAGAUAUGCCGCAGUGGACUACUCCAAGGAUAUGAGGACAAGCUACGAGAUCCAGCCGUUCAAAGCCUGUUACAGCCUGGGGAAUGUGAGAGGAACCCAGCAGAAGCAUUCAAAAGGUGUGUACUGCUCCCGCUCCUGGGCAUGGAGCCCCCUCAGCAGAGCCUGUUCCUGCUGGUGGACUCUGUGGAUGAAGGGUGCAAUGUCACUGAAGGAGAACAGACGGCCACCAGCUUAUCUGGGACUGUCGCGGAACUGCUUGCUGGUCACCAUGAGUUCUUCCCACCGUGGCUCCUGCUUCUCUGUUCUGCCCGAAAACAGAGUAAGGCUGUUACUAAAAUGUUUACUGGUUUUCGAAAAAUCAGUUUGGAUGACCUUCGGAAGGCAUACAUUGUCAAGGAUGUGCAGCAGUACAUUCUUCAUCGUUUAGACCAGGAGGAAGCUCUGCGGCAGCACCUCACGAAAGAAACUGCCGAGAUGUUAAAUCAACUGCACAUUAAAAGCAGUGGAUGUUUUCUUUAUCUAGAACGAGUUUUAGAUGGAGUUGUGGAAAAUUUUAUUAUGUUAAGAGAGAUUCGUGACAUCCCAGGAACUCUGAAUGGUCUGUAUCUCUGGCUUUGCCAGAGACUUUUUGUAAGAAAACAGUUUGCAAAGGUUCAGCCAAUUUUGAAUGUCAUUCUUGCAGCCUGUCGACCUUUGACUGUCACAGAGUUAUAUCAUGCAGUAUGGACCAAAAAUAUGUCCUUGACUUUGGAGGACUUUCAGCGCAAGCUAGAUGUCCUCUCCAAACUUCUUGUCGAUGGACUGGGAAAUACUAAGAUCCUGUUUCACUAUAGCUUUGCUGAGUGGCUUCUGGACGUGAAGCACUGCACUCAGAAGUAUUUAUGUAAUGCGGCAGAAGGACACCGAAUGCUGGCCAUGAGCUACACCUGUCAAGCCAAGAAUUUGACACCAUUGGAAGCACAAGAAUUCGCACUGCAUUUAAUUAAUUCAAAUUUGCAGUUGGAGACAGCUGAAUUAGCCCUGUGGAUGAUAUGGAAUGGCACGCCUGUCCGAGACUCUCUGUCCACUUCAAUACCCAAGGAACAAGAAGUGCUGCAGCUGUUGGUUAAAGCUGGUGCUCACGUCAACAGUGAGGAUGAUCGCACGUCGUGCAUAGUCCGACAAGCCUUGGAAAGAGAGGAUUCUAUCAGGACACUAUUAGAUAAUGGAGCUUCGGUGAAUCAGUGUGAUUCAAAUGGGAGAACGUUAUUGGCUAAUGCCGCCUACAGUGGCAACCUUGAUGUGGUGAAUUUGCUUGUCUCUAGGGGAGCAGACUUAGAGAUAGAAGAUGCUCAUGGACAUACAUCUCUCACCCUAGCUGCUAGACAAGGUCAUACCAAGGUGGUUAACUGUUUGAUUGGGUGUGGAGCAAACAUCAAUCACACUGAUCAAGAUGGUUGGACAGCAUUAAGAUCUGCGGCUUGGGGCGGCCAUACUGAGGUCGUGUCUGCACUGCUUUAUGCUGGCGUAAAAGUGGAUUGUGCCGAUGCUGACAGCCGAACAGCGCUGAGAGCGGCAGCAUGGGGAGGCCAUGAGGAUAUUGUUCUCAACUUGCUACAACACGGUGCUGAGGUUAACAAAGCUGAUAAUGAAGGUAGGACUGCUUUGAUCGCAGCAGCAUACAUGGGACACAGAGAGAUCGUGGAACACCUGCUGGACCACGGAGCAGAAGUCAAUCACGAGGACGUGGAUGGCAGAACCGCGCUCUCUGUCGCUGCCCUUUGCGUGCCUGCAAGUAAAGGGCACGCGUCUGUUGUUAGCCUUUUGAUCGACCGAGGUGCUGAAGUGGAUCACUGUGACAAGGACGGCAUGACUCCACUGCUGGUAGCUGCCUAUGAAGGACAUGUGGAUGUGGUGGACUUGCUUCUGGAGGGAGGGGCUGAUGUGGAUCACACAGACAACAAUGGCCGGACACCCCUGCUGGCAGCAGCUUCCAUGGGUCAUGCUUCAGUAGUAAACACACUUCUGUUUUGGGGUGCAGCUGUGGACAGCAUUGAUAGUGAAGGCAGGACGGUCCUCAGCAUAGCUUCGGCACAAGGAAAUGUUGAGGUGGUGCGCACUCUGCUGGACAGGGGGCUGGACGAGAAUCACAGAGACGAUGCCGGCUGGACCCCUUUGCACAUGGCAGCCUUUGAAGGUCACAGGUUAAUAUGUGAGGCGCUCAUUGAACAAGGUGCUAGAACAAACGAGAUCGACAACGACGGCCGGAUCCCCUUCAUCCUGGCUUCACAAGAGGGUCAUUAUGACUGUGUUCAGAUAUUAUUGGAAAAUAAAUCCAACAUUGAUCAGAGAGGUUACGAUGGAAGAAAUGCACUGCGGGUCGCUGCGUUAGAGGGACACAGGGACAUUGUCGAGUUGCUGUUCAGCCACGGCGCUGAUGUGAACUACAAAGACGCAGAUGGCAGGCCCACGCUUUAUAUCCUGGCCUUAGAAAACCAACUGACGAUGGCCGAGUAUUUUUUAGAAAACGGUGCAAACGUGGAGGCGAGCGAUGCUGAGGGAAGGACAGCGCUCCACGUUUCCUGCUGGCAGGGCCACAUGGAAAUGGUGCAGGUGCUCAUUGCUUCCCACGCCGACGUCAAUGCUGCGGACAACGAGAAGCGCUCCGCUCUGCAGUCGGCAGCCUGGCAGGGCCACGUCAAAGUCGUGCAGCUGCUGAUCGAGCACGGGGCCGUGGUGGACCACACCUGCAACCAGGGUGCCACUGCUCUCUGCAUCGCGGCGCAGGAGGGGCACGUGCACGUGGUCCAGGUCUUACUAGAGCACGGUGCUGAUCCUAACCACGCCGACCAGUUUGGACGCACAGCUAUGCGUGUUGCCGCCAAAAACGGACAUUCUCAAAUCAUUAAAUUAUUAGAAAAAUAUGGUGCCUCUAGUCUGAAUGGCUGUUCCCCAUCUCCUGUUCACACAAUGGAGCAGAAACCUCUCCAGUCGGUGUCUUCGAAAAUGCAGUCGCUCACAAUCAAGUCCAACAGCUCCAGCAGCACCGGCGGCGGGGAUGCGCAGCCGUCCCUGCGCGGCCUGCCCAACGGGCCAGCGCACGCCUUCAGCUCGCCGUCGGAGUCUCCCGAUUCCACCGUGGACCGGCAGAAGUCCUCCCUGUCCAACAAUUCCCUGAAGAGCUCCAAAAACUCAUCCUUGAGAACGACUUCCUCCACAGCGACAGCGCAGACGGUGCCGAUGGACAGCUUCCACGGCCUGUCCUUCACGGAGCAGAUCCAGCAGCACUCGCUGCCGCGCAGCCGCAGCCGCCAGUCCGUCGUGUCCCCGUCCUCCACCACGCAGUCCCUGGGACAGAGUCACAAUUCCCCGAGCAGUGAGUUUGAGUGGAGUCAAGUGAAGCCCAGCCUGAAGUCCACCAAGGCAAAUAAGGGGGGGAAAUCGGAAAAUUCCAGCAAAUCCGGGUCAGCUGGGAAAAGGGCGAAGCAGAGCAGUUCUUCACAGCCAAAGGUCUUAGAGUACGAAAUGACCCAGUUUGACAAGAGAGGCCCCGCGGCCAAGUCUGGGACAGGUGUGCCCCCUAAACAGACGCCAGCGGACGCCCAGUGCAAAAGCCUGGUGCCCUCCGCCCAGCAGCAGCUCGUGGUCCACCAGCAGGGCGGGGAGCAGAAGAGGAGAAACGGGAUCCUGACGAACCCCAACUACCACCUCCAGAGCAACCAGGUGUUCCUUGGUAGGGUGCCAGUCCCACGGACAAUGCAGGACCGAGGGCACCCCGAGGUGUUGGAGGGCUAUCCCUCCUCGGAGACAGAACUCAGCCUUAAGCAAGCCCUGAAGCUUCAGAUCGAGGGUGCCGACCCCAGCUUCAGCUACAAGAAGGAAACGCCAUUGUGAAAGUUCCUGCUCUGAGAGACGGAGACUUUGUGGUUGGAGUGGCUCUUCACCUUCCGGGAUAAGAACAUAAACCGCCAAUGGUGUGCUGAGAGAGAACGAAGAAUGUGCUAUCUGCAGUACAGUUACCUUAAUUACUGUAAUGUGCCUAAAUAGUAAGGCUGCCUUCUCAGUGUAACCCUCUGUGCUUAAGAACUUUCAUUUUGUGUGCUUUGUAUUCACUACACAAAAUAAGCACUUUUUUAAAAGAUGCAGAUGUAUACUACAGUUCCCUGAUAAAGCUGAAAACAAUUUUGAAUAAAGUAUUUUAAGUUAAGAUUUGAUAAAUGUGCAUGUGCCAUGGUCAAAUAUAUAUGAAAGGCAGUGUUCUUUGUAUUUAUUUUCUUUUUUGUGGCAAAAGAACCUUAUGCGCAGUGUUCCGGUCACAUUUGCAUUGUAGUGCGUGGCCUGUUUCCUGUAUUUUUAAAAUGUCACUCAAUAAAAUGAAUCUUGCAACUGUUUUAUGUUCACUGCCCCUUCAGC